AUGGAAGAGGACUCAAAGGAGAAGACCAAGGAGGAGUCACCAAAAGAAACUCGAUAUAGAGGGGUGCGGCGGCGUCCAUGGGGAAAGUUUGCCGCCGAGAUUCGGGACCCGGCGCGGCACAGUGCCCGUGUGUGGCUGGGGACAUUUCUCACGGCGGAGGAGGCUGCAAGAGCUUAUGACCGUGCUGCUUUUGAGAUGAGAGGUGCUUUAGCCAUUCUCAAUUUUCCAAAUGAGUAUACUUUAUGCAAUGCAGGUUCUACUAUGAACUCCUCUUCAUCAUUAGCACCUUCAGCUUCUUCAAUGCCAUCAUCUUCUUCUUCUUCAAUGCUUAACACUGAGCAUGGUAAACAAGUUAUUGAGUUCGAGUGUUUGGAUGACAAAUUGUUAGAGGACCUUCUUGAUUGUGAUGAGAAUACCAUCAACAAAGACAUGCAUAAGUAUACUUAG
Messenger RNA from Gastrolobium bilobum, 447 nucleotides. RefSeq names its product ethylene-responsive transcription factor ERF098-like. The record is from RefSeq and is a predicted model, not a curated record. Gene Ontology annotation, biological process: ethylene-activated signaling pathway; regulation of DNA-templated transcription. The transcript has a single exon. The coding region runs from base 1 to 447 and encodes 148 amino acids. Gene Ontology annotation, molecular function: DNA-binding transcription factor activity; DNA binding. NCBI's taxonomy places the organism in Eukaryota, Viridiplantae, Streptophyta, Magnoliopsida, Fabales, Fabaceae.